Messenger RNA from Anguilla rostrata (American eel), 2958 nucleotides. RefSeq names its product protocadherin alpha-C2-like. The coding region runs from base 616 to 2817 and encodes 733 amino acids. Gene Ontology annotation, biological process: homophilic cell-cell adhesion. NCBI's taxonomy places the organism in Eukaryota, Metazoa, Chordata, Actinopteri, Anguilliformes, Anguillidae. The transcript has a single exon. Gene Ontology annotation, molecular function: calcium ion binding. Gene Ontology annotation, cellular component: plasma membrane. The record is from RefSeq and is a predicted model, not a curated record.
UUUUUUGUAAAUCCGCCUGAUUUUUUCUUGGUUUGUAUUUAGAUCCGGACAGAGUUAACACAGUGUUUAGAUUUCUUGUUUUUUUCUGGCGGGUAAUGACAGUCCUUGCUUUUUUCAUAUUUUAUUAAAGGUAUAUUUGUAUUGAUGUUGGUUUGCUACGUUAUGAGGUCACAGGUUCGAUUUCCCGGUAGAACAAUGACGUCGUACCCCUGAGCAAGGUACUUAACCUGCAUUGCUUCAUUAUAUAUCCGGCUGUAUAAUUUGAUACAAUGUAAAUGCUAUGUAAAAAAAAAAAAAAAGUUUUGUAAGUCGCCUUGGAUAAGAGCGUCUGCUAAAUGCCUGCAGUGUAAUGUAAUAUAAUGUAAUGUGGGAAUUUGCAUCCUUCUUAGGACAUUUUUGUGCGCACAGUGGCGCUGUUCACCGAUUUUAAAAGCUUUCAGAUUACCAGGAAAUCGAGCAAGCAUCCUGCGAUCAGUCUCCGCCUUCUCUUAUUUUGAAAUUUCUUUCGGAUUCCCUUCCCAGUAAUAUUUCCAGAGAGAUUGUUUCCCGUAUGUCAGUUCGGUUGAUCGGUUGAUUCACUCGACGUUUCCGUUUUCACCCACAUCCGGCCAAAUUAUGCUUCUUUCCUUCGCAAUCAAAAGGUAUGUUGCGCUUCUCAUCGUUUUUCUAGGCGUAUGGAAGGCGACAUUCUCGGUCACUCAUUAUUCUAUUCCCGAAGAAAUGGAGGAGGGAUCUGUUGUCGCAAAUUUAGCCACAGACCUGGCUAUAAACAUCCGUUCUUUGCCUGAACGCGAAAUAAGACUUGAUAUAAUCGACAACAAAAAAUACCUCGAGGUCAACAAAGAUACGGGCGAGCUGUACAUUGGAGAGCAGAUAGACCGAGAGUCCUUGUGCAUAACUAAGACUUCCUGCUUUCUGAAACUGGAUGUGAUUAUACAGAAUCCACUACGUAUAUUUCACAUCGAAUUGGAAAUAACGGAUAUCAACGACAACGCUCCACAUUUUAGACGCGACCGGAUACAACUGGACAUUUCAGAGUCGGCUACUCCAGGAGAGAGGUUUUCUAUUACGAAUGCUGUGGAUCCUGAUGUUGGUUCGAAUUCCGUUAAAACAUACUCUCUUAGUGAGAGCGAUCAUUUUAAAAUCGAAAUUCAGACGGGAAGAGACGGUUCUAAAUUUGCAGAUCUAAUUUUGAAAAAGCCUUUAGACCGAGAGAAGCAGGCUGUACAUAAUCUGAUACUCUCCGCAAUAGAUGGCGGAGUUCCCGCUCGUUCUGGCACCACCAGCAUUACAGUUCAAGUUAUGGAUACGAAUGACAACACCCCCCAGUUUGAUCAAGAUCUUUAUACCGUGAACAUAACGGAAAAUUCCCCUAUAGGGAGUCUAAUCAUAAAAUUGAAUGCUACAGACAUAGAUGAGGGUCCAAAUGCAGAAAUUGUAUAUACGUUUACUCGAUACACCUCCGAGAUGGCGCAAGACGUUUUUUAUUUAAAUCCUGAUAAUGGUGAGAUAAGAGUUAAAGGGGAAAUAGAUUAUGAAGAAACAAAAGUAUUCGAAAUUCAUGUGGAAGCCAAAGAUAGAGGCCACAUCCAGUUGUCAACGAACUCUAAAUUAAUUAUUUUUGUUACUGACAUGAAUGACAAUUACCCCACAAUUACCAUCAAAUCGUUUCAGGCUUCUAUCAAAGAAAGUGUUGCCUUAGGUACUGUAAUUGCUCUAAUAAGUGUAAGUGACCGGGACUCUGGCGAGAACGGUCGAAUCGAAAUUACAAUCAACGAACAGUUGCCAUUUUCUCUACAGAAGUCGUCAGAAAGUCAUUACGAUUUGGUUGUCAUGGAACCCUUAGAUCGUGAGAGAGUCCCAGAGUAUGACAUCACUUUAACCGUCAGAGACAGGGGAUCCCCACCUUUGUCUGAUAACAAAACAAUCACUUUGGAACUCUUGGACGUUAAUGACAACGCGCCCCGGUUUGCAAAAUCCUUCUAUACCAUCCCAGUAUUGGAAAACAACUCACCUGGAUUACUUCUGAGUUCGGUUACUGCGUUUGACCCAGACUUCCGUGAAAACCAGUAUCUAGUUUAUUUCAUAAUUGAAAAGGAAAUCGCGAACACAUCAAUGUCCAUGCUCUUUUCCAUUAACCCAGAGAAUGGAGAUCUUUACGCACUAAAAACGUUUGACUACGAGAGAGAAAAAGAGUUCCUUUUCCACAUUGAAGCCAGAGAUUCGGGUGUCCCUCCACUCAGCAGUAAUGUCACUGUGCACAUCGUUAUUCUCGAUCAGAAUGACAACACCCCACUCAUAGUGUCUCCAUGGCGGGCGCACGGCUCUGUGGUUGAGGAAGUGAUCCCAAGAUCCACAGACAAAGGGCACUUGAUAGCCAAAGUUAUCGCCAUUGAUUCUGACUCUGUGCAGAACUCCCGGGUCACAUACCAGUUUCUACAGGUUCCAGACGCGACUUUAUUCAGCCUGGACCAGUACAAUGGAGAAAUCCGGACAAUGAGAAUGUUCAGUCACAGAGAUCCCCAUCAUCAACGACUGGUCGUCAUUGCCAAGGACAAUGGAGAUCCGGCACGUUCUGCUACAGUUACCAUUACAUUAUCAACGGUGGAGCACGUCGUUAAGGCCUUUUCUGAAACUUCCGAAAUUCCUUUGGAAUAUGAUACCUUUUCAUACUUAAAUCUGUACUUGUUGAUUGGUUUGGGAUCUGUGUCAUUUCUGUUAUUGAUGACCAUAUUGAUAACCGUCGUGCUGAAGUGUCAGAAGCCUAAACCCACCAAGCCUAAACCCGACCCCUCCCUGCCGAAACAGCGUAGUUAGCCAGAGGAGCUCUACUGUAGCAGAUUCCAUUCUGGUGUCCAACGAGGCGUUCUGGUACAGAUUGUUUUUAGCGGAGACAAGGGAAGGAAAAAUGGUGAUUAGACAGCCUAUACCGAAGAGUGGUGGUUACAUCGUUUCCAA